AUGGACCGUAAAGGACAAUCGCUUUGGAGGUUUCUCUGUGGAUUUUUUCUUUUAGUCGACAUCACCGUUGCAGACCUCAGCUAUUCUGUUCCGGAGGAGAUGAGACCCGGAUCCAUUGUUGGACAUAUGGCCAGGGAUCUCGGUCUCGAAGUAGUGAAAUUGUCCUCUCGCAAAGCCCGUAUUGAUGCCGAGGAGAAGUACCAACAUUACUGCGAUAUUGAUCUAAAAACGGGAAAUUUUGUCAUGAGGGAAAGGGUUGACAGAGAGGAGCUUUGUGGAGAGAAGGUUUCGUGUCUGCUUAAAUUCGAGUUGGUACUAGAAAAUCCUUUGGAGCUGCACCGCAUUUCACUGCUCCUUCAGGAUGUAAACGACAAUUCACCUGUUUUUCCAAAGGAUAAGAUUAAACUUGAAAUCGGAGAAUCAGCGGUCAAGGGGGCUCGAUAUCGUGUCAACGAAGCACAUGAUGCUGACAUCGGUCAAAAUACAGUGAAACAAUACAGUUUACAGAAAAAUGAACAUUUUGUUUUGUCGGUUCGAGAGGACACUGAUGGGUCUAAGAAUGUCGAGUUGGUGUUAGAUAAAGAGCUCGACCGUGAAAAAGAACACGAUUUAGAUUUCGUGCUAACAGCUGUUGAUGGUGGCAAUCCACAAAGAUCAGGAACAGCUCUUAUACACGUGACUGUGUUGGAUGCUAAUGAUAACGCCCCAGUGUUUGACCAAGCGGUUUAUAAAGCCAGUCUACCUGAAAACUCUGCUGUUGAAACUGUUGUAAUCACAGUAAGUGCCACUGAUGCAGAUGAAGGAGUCAAUGGAGAAGUGACUUAUGAGUUUAGCCGCAUUUCAGAAAAGGCUAAAAAUGUUUUCUCAUUGAACAGUAAAACUGGAGAGAUUAAAGUCAUAGGGCCUCUUGAUUUCGAGAGUGAUUCGAAAUAUGAAAUGCGAGUCGAUGCCAAAGAUGGUUAUGGACUUUCCUCUGACUCUAAAGUGACAAUUGACAUCACUGAUGUUAAUGACAAUCCUCCAUUGAUAUAUCUGAAAUCACUGUCCAACCCAAUACCUGAGAAUGUGUCACCUGGUACAGAGGUGGGCAUCAUUAAUGUGCAGGACAGAGACUCUGAUAAUAAUGGACAGGUCCGCUGCUCCAUUCAGCAAGGCGCCCCAUUUAAAUUAGUACCCUCUAUUAAAAACUACUAUUCUCUGGUGACUACAGGACAACUGGACCGUGAAGUAGUGUCUGAUUACAACAUUACAAUCACUGCCAGUGACGAGGGCUCUCCACCUCUGUCUUCCUCUAAAACGGUCCAGUUAUCUGUAGCAGACAUCAACGACAACCCACCUGUGUUUGAGGACCAGUCAUACAACGCAUAUGUGACUGAAAAUAACAAACCUGGCUCCACUGUAUGUUCUGUUACUGCUCGAGACCCCGACUGGAGACAAAACGGUACAGUGAUUUAUUCUCUGUUAGCUGGUGAGGUGAACGGAGCCCCGGUGUCCUCCUAUGUAUCUGUUAACGGAGACACGGGGGUGAUCCACGCUGUGAGGUCGUUUGAUUAUGAACAGUUCAGAAGUUUUAAAGUCCACGUGAUGGCUAGAGACAACGGUUCUCCUCCGCUGAGCAGCAACGUGACCGUCAGUGUGUUCAUAUCCGAUGUUAAUGACAACUCUCCUCAGAUACUGUACCCCGCCCCGGAGGGAAACUCCUUCAUGACCGAGCUGGUCCCCAAAGCUGCACACGGAGGAUCUCUGGUUUCCAAAGUAAUAGCGGUGGACGCGGACUCCGGACAGAACGCCUGGCUGUCCUAUCAAAUAGUGAAAUCCACUGAUCCGGGACUUUUUAGUAUUGGUGUCCACAGCGGAGAGGUCAGGACACAGCGGGACAUUUCUGAAUCUGACAGCAUGAAACAGAACCUUAUUGUGGCAGUGAAAGAUAACGGACAGCCCUCUCUCUCUGCCACCUGUUCCAUGUAUUUACUUAUUUCUGAUAACUUGGCUGAGGUCCCAGAACUGAAGGAUAUUUCUUACGAUGAGAAUAAUUCCAAACUGACCUCUUAUCUGAUCAUCGCACUGGUGUCUGUGUCCACCUUUUUUCUGACCUUCAUCAUCAUCAUCCUAGGUGUGAGGUUUUGUCGCAGGAGAAAGCCCAGACUGUUGUUUGAUGGAGCAGUUGCCAUCCCCAGCGCUUAUCUCCCUCCUAAUUACGCAGAUGUUGACCCCACAGGAACUUUACGCAGCACUUAUAAUUAUGACGCCUACUUGACAACAGGUUCUAGAACCAGUGACUUUAAGUUCGUUUCAUCUUACAAUGACAACACUCUGCCUGCUGACCAGACUCUGAGGAAAAGUCCAUCAGACUUUGCAGAUGUGUUUGGUGCGUCAGAUGAGUCUCCAGAGGUAGGACACUCACACUUUCAUAAUUACCCUUUAAUGUUGAUUGUGAAAUUACAAUAG
Messenger RNA from Scomber scombrus (Atlantic mackerel), 2448 nucleotides. Its product is annotated as protocadherin beta-15-like. Gene Ontology annotation, cellular component: plasma membrane. Gene Ontology annotation, molecular function: calcium ion binding. NCBI's taxonomy places the organism in Eukaryota, Metazoa, Chordata, Actinopteri, Scombriformes, Scombridae. The transcript has a single exon. Gene Ontology annotation, biological process: homophilic cell-cell adhesion. The record is from RefSeq and is a predicted model, not a curated record. The coding region runs from base 1 to 2448 and encodes 815 amino acids.